UGACACCCAUAUGGUCUUAUCCCUUCGAAUAAAAGUCUAACUCCCAUCUCUCUCCAGUUAUAAAAAUUGGCAUUUCAUGCCUUAUAUUCAAACAUCUCAGGCUUUUUAUGUUCUUCUUGCUCUUUGAUUACCAGUUUAUAAAUAGUUCAUUAGAUGCCCUUAAUAGGAACUUAUUAUUUACAUGGCACCACCACCACCAUCACCACCACCGGUUUCUUUAAAGGUAGUAGUCCUUUUCCUUCGGGUUUUAACGGCGGUUUUUCUCGUUAUAACGGUGAUCAUACUCAGCACCAACAGCGUCACUAUUGAUUCUCAAGGAACCGCUUUGAAAUACUAUUUCAAAGAUGUUUAUGCCUAUAGAUACAUGUUCUCAGCCGCCAUCAUCGGACUAGUUUACGCUGUCAUACAACUGUUCUUCACAAUCUCUGAACUGGCCACCAGAAUCAAGAACCCUAUUAAUUAUCAACUCGAUUUUUACGGUGACAAGAUAAUAUCAUAUUUGUUGGCAACUGGUUCGGCGGCUGGAUUUGGAGUAAGCAAAGACUUGAAAGAUGCACUUCUAGCAUUAGUUGCAUUAGAUUCAACUGAUCCUGUGGAUAAGUUCUUCAGCAGAGGAUACGCAUCGGCUAGUAUGCUUCUCUUUGCUUUCGUCUGUCUAGCCGUUUUAUCCGUCUUUUCAUCCUACCCCAUUUCCAAAGACUAGUUUAGUUAAGUCUCAUCAUUGUUGAACUUAUACUAUUUUCCAAUGUGAUUUGAUCAGAUAGCUUUGUCGCAGUGUUAUGUGUUGGUGCAAUUCUGUAAAUUUGAGAUUGUAUUUGUUAUGAAAUUCAUAUCUUAA
This is a messenger RNA of Brassica napus (rape), 838 nucleotides long. Its product is annotated as CASP-like protein 4D2. Lineage: Eukaryota; Viridiplantae; Streptophyta; Magnoliopsida; Brassicales; Brassicaceae. The transcript has 3 exons. The record is from RefSeq and is a predicted model, not a curated record. The coding region runs from base 182 to 703 and encodes 173 amino acids.